UAAUGAUAUCUUUGUUAUCUCCCUUGACAGAAAAAAAUCACUAUUUUGUUUACCAACAAUCUGACAAUAGCAUAUAAUGGGAAGAAGAAGACUAUUGUCACAAUAUCAGCCAACUGCAGGCGUUAAUGCAGAUUUUGAGAAACUUCUUCAGCAAUUUACAGCAACAGAGACUGUUCGAUUUGAAAAAUUUUCUGAAAUUUGGCGUGAACUGAAAAUGAGCUUCAUCUUUGCUGGCAGAGACUCGGAAAGAGAAUGCCGAGAGUAUACAGAAGAAAUGAUGAGGUGGGCUUUGAAGUAUUUAUUACCUCCAUACAACUUUCAAGUACGAGUUGGAGGAUUGUAUCUGUUGUAUGGAUUGUUUAAUCAACAGCCAUUGGUGAGGAAAGUCAGGAUAAGAGUGACACCUGAAAAAUGGAAGGAAAUCAUAGAAUUCCAGACAGAGGCCAGAAGGCAACAACAUUUAGAUGUUAAUUAUGUUUUCCAAAGACUCAGAUUUGAUGAUGCUUUCUGCUAUACAGCUACAGAUACUGAGGUGACAUUUAAUCUGUGUACAGGUACCACUAUAAGAGAGGAAGAUACAGCACCAGAAGAAUUUAAGGAUGAACAAAGUGUAUUGUAUGAUCUGUUUUCUGAACAGUUCUUAGAGCAAUUGACACAGCUUCAUGAUCACUACCACAAUGUAAAGGUUGGAUUAGAAGGACCUGAUGCCAAUGAACCUUCAAGGUCACUCAAUGUCAUACAGACUAAUAUUGUCCCAUCAUUGCUAGGGACAGUAAUGUCUUAUCAACAGAGGAAGCAGCAUUUGAGAAAGGCGACAGACACAGAGAAUGAAGAUAUGAAUGAUGAAGAUUAUAAACCAAACGGAAAGACUAUAAAGUCUGAGAUCAAAGCCAAAGCUUACAGAAAUGUUGCCCAAGCCAGUAGAUCAAGGCGCCACAGACAGGCUGUUGAUUCGGCUGAUGAUUCUCCAGAAAAACAACCAAAACGAGGUAAAAGGAGGAAAAAUAAGUCCGAGUCAGAAGCAACAUCACCAAAGAGAAAGAAAGGAAGAAAGAAAAAUAUAAAAAAAGAAGCAGAGGUUGAUGAAGAACAAAUGGAAGGAGUCCAAAGUCCAACAAGAUCUGAGAAAAGCAUUGGUGAUGAUCAUUUACAUACUAGAGACCAGGAAGUAAAUAAAUCAGACCAGGAGGAAGUGGGAGAAAGGGAGAUAAGUCAUGGUGAUGGACUGUUACACAUGCCUUCUUUCGAUCCUGAACCAUCAACAUCUGGUACUCAGAGGUCUCCACCUAAAAAGAAACCAGAAAGUCCUAAUGUUAAAAAGAAAGUACAGAAGAAAAAAGGGGGUAAAGGAAGAAUGCCAAGUGUUAAAUUACAACCUUUAGAGAAAAAGACACCAAAAAAGAAGAAAAUCAAAAAAGAAACAAAAACUGAAGAGAAGACGUAGUUUAUAGCCUAAGAACAAUAACAUCAUCUGUACAUUUAUCAUGUCCUCAUAAAAAAUAAAUAAUUAUUGUUAAACUUUA
Mytilus trossulus (common blue mussel) is the source of this 1523-nucleotide messenger RNA. RefSeq names its product snRNA-activating protein complex subunit 1-like. Gene Ontology annotation, biological process: snRNA transcription by RNA polymerase II; snRNA transcription by RNA polymerase III. The record is from RefSeq and is a predicted model, not a curated record. Lineage: Eukaryota; Metazoa; Mollusca; Bivalvia; Mytilida; Mytilidae. Gene Ontology annotation, molecular function: sequence-specific DNA binding. The coding region runs from base 77 to 1444 and encodes 455 amino acids. The transcript has 10 exons. Gene Ontology annotation, cellular component: snRNA-activating protein complex.